Molecule: messenger RNA, 10011 nt
Organism: Coregonus sp. 'balchen'
Lineage: Eukaryota; Metazoa; Chordata; Actinopteri; Salmoniformes; Salmonidae
Source: the annotation of a GenBank genome assembly
GCCGGCGCAGUAAGAUCCACGUGGUUGAAAAGCGGUCACGCAGUAUCUGAUUGAAAUGGAGGACAUGGAGAGACGUAUCAGAAUUUGCUCGCUUUUUACAUUCAGAUAACUAGGUUCAUUAGCCACAUUUUAUAUUAUUGGAUUUAUUAUAUUGUUUUGUUAAAUUUCAACUGCCAGUAUGGGAAAGUCCAAGGUAAGCAGUUAAGAAGUUGUUGGCUAACUAAAGUUUUCUAACUAACGUUAGGUUAGCUAGCUAGCUAUUGACACGAUUCAGGUUAUUGUAAACGGAAUAUACUGGGAACUAUAUUGAAGAUUGUCUUAUCAGCAUGUGGAUGUUUAGCUAGGUGGAUGAAAAAAUGAUGUUAUGAGAAUAUCUGAACAAUGGUUACAUCCACAACGGCUACAGUACCGGCGUUAGCUCGUAACAUAGGGAAGUAUAUUGGCCAGCUAAACUAACGUGUUAAUUCAAUUUCAGACCAAAAACCAGAAGAAAUCACGUUUGAGUGCGAACCAUGUGGCGGAAGAGGUGUUCGGUGCGGUCCCUCACUCCUUCGUGUUUCACCGUGGCCAAGUCGGCAAGAAUGUCGGUCAACUCGUGGAGGACAUGCGGCGCGUCAUGGAGCCAUUCACUGCAGAAUCCCUUAAGGUCCGUUUGUUCAUGUCAUGAAACUCUAAACUGGUCUUUAUAACUGACUUGAAUCAAAGUGAAAUUACUUCAAGCCACAUUUGUUACUUAAUAUAUUUUGUGAAUUUAUAAAAACGAAUCAUAAUUCUGUGAUUUUGCACUUUCAACCACUGCUCUGAGUAUACAUACAAGUGCAUCUUGUGCUCAUAAUGGAUUGCAUUUGAGGGCUUGCCUGCGUGUGAUUGACAGGUGAGGAAGAAGAAUGUGCUGAAGGACUUUGUGGCUGUAGCAGGACCACUUGGAGUGACACACUUCAUGAUCUUCACCAAGACGCCCAGCAGUGUCAACAUGGUAAAUAUGUCUGCAAACACCAGGGGUGUAUUCAUUACUGAAACCGUUUAACUGUUUAUGAACCAAACUUAAGUAAACAAAACUCUUGUUUUUGUUGUCAAAACGUUUUAUGUUUGGAGUAAACAAAUUAUUUUGCAACAGACUAAAUGUUUUGCAACAGAAUCGGCGUAAUGUUAACACCCCUGUUGCAUUACUGUACCAUGAGGGGUUUUAGCAGUAGACACAGUCCCUAUUUUUACAGCUGCUCUCUAAACCCUUGGCCUUUCAAAGGCAGGCAAAGAUAAUAUAUUUAUGAUUUAUUGCUAUUGAUCAAUGAAGUAUAUGCUGUGUCAGCCACCUCCUUAGUUAUUCCAAUUGCUGAUGCAGAUGAUGAGUUAUGAGAAUAUCUGAAUUCAUGAUUAAGAUGUUUUAUCACUGAUGCAUCAAUAUCUACAGUUGGGCUGUUUACCAGAUCCUAAUGGCAAAUGAGUGAGUGAAUUUUUAUUUUUUUAAAAUAUUUUUUUCUCUUUCCAGAGGCUUGCUCGGCUGCCCAAAGGCCCUAUGCUCCAUUUCCGGGUGACCAAAGUGAGUACACAAACCCAUAUGACUUAAUGGGAGAAAUAGGCUCAAAGGAUGACAGAUUUCGACAUGACUGUUCAGUGAUAUAUGUUCAAAGUAAACGCACUGAUGAGCCCCAAUACUAGAAACAAGCAAAUAUAGGGUUUAGGGCUUCAAUUGCUUUUCCUAAAUAUGUUAUUUCUCGUUUUCAGUACUCUCUUAUUAAAGAUGUGGUCUCGUCGCUGAAGAGGCACAGAAUGCAUGAACAGCAGUUCACGCAUCAUCCACUGCUGGUCCUCAAUAACUUUGGCUCAGAGGGCAUGCAUGUCAAACUUAUGGCCACCAUGUUCCAAAACAUGUUCCCAUCCAUCAAUGUGCACAAGGUAUGUCAAAGGUACCAGUACAUGGAUUUUUGCUGGAUUGAGGAUUUGUGAAAUAUGAUGAUAUUAUAGUCUUCUGAUUAUCUGUGACGAUCACUCAAAAGUAAACGCUUUCUGAUAUCCCACAAUCCUUUUAUCCUUUAGUAUUAGAUUGACGAGAAUCAGGUUAGUAUGCAUUUUAACAGAUUUGCUUCUUGUAGGUAGCCCUCAACGCCAUAAAGAGAUGUGUUUUGCUGAACUACGAUCCAGUGUCUCAAGAAAUUGAAUUUCGCCAUUAGUAAGUAUACAAUAUGUUUUGUGCACUCAUUUUAAUUCAAGGUGGCUUGGUUACUCUAUAGGAAGACUGCUAGGGCUCAGAGGAUGACAGAUUGUGAAUUGACUGUUUAGUGAUGUAUAUUCAAAGUAAACGCACUGAUGCGCCCAUCAUGCAGAAACCCCACCCCCCCUGUAGCUGGCUAAAUGGUUCAGUCCACACUCAUCCUUGUCCUUCUCCCUGUCCCCCUCUGCAGCAGUCUGAAAGUAGUCCCUGUGGGCAUGAGUAGAGGAGUGAAGAAGCUGAUGCAGGAAAAGUUCCCCAACAUGAGCAAGUUUGAGGACAUCAGUGAGCUGCUGAUGAAGUAAGAGCCCUGGCUGUUGUUGUCCUAGCAGACGGCAGACUAUCUCCUGCUGUACUUGAGGCUGGUCUAUCUGCAUGUGUUUGGGUUCUCAAUAUUGCUUCGAUUUUUAGCUGUUUCUAAUGUUUCAUAAUGUUAUUUGGGUGAUACUACCAUGUCUAUGUUGGCUGUGAAGUGAUCUACCUACAAAGUCAUUCUGAUUUACCCUACUGUGUAGUGCAUGGUUGUUUACAUUUGACCGGCUGUUAUGUGCUCUCUUACCCUGCUAACUUUCUUUCAGAGGGGCCAAUCUUUCAGAAAGUGAAGCCGAGCAAGAUGGAGAUCACAACAUAACGGAACUGCCACAGAUCUACUCCGGGCGUGGUAACAUGGAGUCUCAACAGAGCGCUGUGAGACUGACUGAGGUGAUUACCAUGGUGCCUUAGAGUGGCUGGGAUUACAUUGUAACCAGUGUUUCAAUAGAGUUGUCUGUGUUGGCAGUGACUAUAAAUACUAGGUUUAUAGCAUCAGUUUGUCUUGUCUUUUUCUGUCCAUGGGAUGUACAUGAUGAGAAGACAACUAUGAUUACCUGUGAUAUUUCACAAAAGUAAACGCUUACUGACACAUCCUGACAGAGGUUAUCACCAUGGUGCCUUCAGCAGUUGAUCCUACUGAUGUGACAUUGUAACCAGUUUCUGGUAGGUUUUUACAGCAUCGGUUUGUUUUCUCUUCAGAUUGGCCCACGCAUCACCAUGCAGCUGGUGAAGAUCGAGGAGGGAAUGGGAGAGGGAAACAUACUCUACCAUGCAGUCAGUAAGUACACCUGUCAGUUUCCUGUUGAUUUAGCUGUCCGUGGGAUGUACAUGAUGAAAAGAUAACUAUGAUUACCUGUGAUAUUUCAACAACAAAAAAGUAAACGCUUACUGACACAUCCACCGAGAAUGGGUGUUUCUGUUGAUUGGUCAUGGUAAAAUGCUGAUGCAGGCCCUCUGAAUGUAUUUUCUGAAGUCGCCAAGACUGAGGAAGAGCUUCAGGAGAUCCUGAUCCGAAAAGAGGCGCAGAUGAAAGAAAAGCAGGAACGGAAGAAAAAACAAGAGCAGGAUGUUGCCCAAAAGAAAGCGUUACGGGAGGAGAACAAGUGAGUGUUAUAGCACAUUGUAACUGCUUUUCAUUCUAUCUGAGUUGGAGUGGAACAGUGAUGUUUGUUUCUGUAAUGUUAGGAAAAGAAGCAUGGCAGGCAUCAAGAGGAAGCGCCAGGAGGAGGAAGAGCAUGACCCUGAAGUGGAGGAUCCUGGGAACCAGGAUAACAGGCCUCCGGUUGUUGAAUCUGACGACGAGGCAGAGUACUACAGACAGGCUGUAGGGGAGGAGCCAGAUGAAGGUAUGUACUGAACCAAGUUUCUAUAGUCUGUUUUGUUGUACUAUAUUAUUGUGCUACUUUGGCAGACAAUCACCUUCUAUAUUUAUUUUUCUCCCUCCCCCAUCUAGAUAUGUUCCCUGCAGCCAAGAGGAGGCAAAGACCUGAAAGGCCCUCAGGUGGACCCUUCAAGAAGAGGAAACCGUUUUCUGGCGACGACAGUAAAAACAAAUAUGGUUCCAAGUCACCUCAUAGGUCUGGUCCAGGAGGGAAACCCAGAGACCGAAUGGGGGGUGACCGGGACAGGAAAGAGGGAAAGAAAUUUGGGGAUGGAGGCAAAUCUUUUGGAAAGAUGUCACCGGGGGGCAAGAGGUUUGGAGGAAAGAAAUUUGGGGAUGGGGACAAGCGGUUUGGAGGGAAGAAAUUCAGUGAAGGAGAUAAGAGAUUUGGAGGGAAGAAGUUUGAGAGGGGAAAGACAUUUGGGGGUGAUGGGGGUUCUACGUUUAAGGGCAGACCUCGUCAUGGUGGUUUGAAGAAGGGUCCUGGAGGGGCGAAGGGGGGCUUCAAACAGAGGAAGGGGAAGAGCUGAGCUUCACAACCCUCUGAAAGCCUGGACUGAUGAAUGCUGAGCACACUACCGUGGUAGAACACCAGGUGGCAAUAUGGACUCUCUAUUGUUGUCACUGCAGCUUCUGAUCAACAUGCCAACAUGAACAGGAAUGUAUUAAUUCAUGAAAGGACAUUGGUAUUGCAACAAGUCAGCGGGAGGACUGGAUGAAAAUGCAAUGAUGUAGUUUUGUACCUUGUGAAGAUGUUUAUUAAACAUGUUAUAAGCAUUGGCAAAUAAAUUGCUGAAUGCAAAGUACAGCUCAAUUGUGUGUUGCCUUUUUUUCCUUGCGGCUGACACAUGUAGCCUCUGCCACAGGCUUUCACCUCAAAGCAUGAGCGUGAACUGGAGCCGAGGCUGAAGCGCAUGACACUCAAGUUGUGAAAUGUGCAAUUGGUAAUGUGCUACAAGUUGAACAAUGGCAUGCAGCGUUAGUCACACUUUUUCAAAAUACAUACAAAUGGGUUGAUGGGGGAGGCAGAGGUCAGAAAGGGAAGUGACUGCUUUAAAUGUUUGUUGUACAUGUAACUAACGUAUCAUGGGAAGUUCUACUGGUCUCCGUGUGAAUGUCUACCACAGUAACUGUAGCCUUACGUCAGUGUCAAUGAGUAAGUACCAGUACUAAUCUGGCUUUAUUCUGAGGUCUGUAAAAUAGAACGCUUCCUCUUGACCUGCAACCUGUAUGUUAGCAUCUACUUCAUCAUGUGUAUCAGUGUGAACCUCUGUGGCCAUUGUGCACCCCUUCUUCACCCGCAACCAUGUGAACCCCGCCAAAGCCAAGGCUGCCAGUGUCAUCAUCUGGAUCUUUGUGACAGCCAUCUCCUCUCCUGUGUUGAAGUUUGCAUCCACAACAAAACCAAUUGUGUAUCCUACUCCUAUUGCACCACCAGUCAUGAGGUUACAGUUGCAUACUCUCACUUGUUUUACAAAAUGUUUCUGUCUGUGGUUGGGUGUUUUAUUCCCUUCCUGGUCACAUUUGCAUCAAACUGCGCAGUGUGGAGGAAUGAAAAUAUAACCUCCCUAGAGAAACGGAAGGUGGCCCUGAUGGUGUUUGCAGUGGUGGUGCUAUAUGCCAUUUCCUUUGUGCCUUAUCACCUCCUCCAGAGCUACUAUCUCUACCGGAAGGUUAAACUUGGCUCUGUCUGCGACUGGGUGCACAAGGCCUACCAGGUGUCCAAGGGACUGGCUACACUGAACAUGUGCAUCCAUCCACUGCUCUACAUGGCUGUGUUUGAUAGCAUCAGAGUGGCCUGCUGUGGAAGGAGCUCUGCAGAUAUGGCAAUGAGGAGGACAUGAAAUAAAUGAUGCUCUUGCUGCUCUUUGGAUGCUUGCACUGAUGGUGUUUCUGAUAAGCAAGUGUUACACAUAGCUGAUGAAUUAUCUGUAAAUAACUGCAGCUAAUGUUCCUUCCAAUGUUCUGAUGUAAGAUGUUGUUGAUGGUCGUGUUUUUUUCAAUAAAGUCUAAACUAUGCCCUCUUCCAUAUUCAUUAUUACAGUAUCGGACAAUAGAAAUUGAACUAAUUCAAAAUAACUAUUUGAAAUGUUGCUACAUUCGUACAUAACUUAGUUUUCACAUGAGCUUACAGAACAGGAAAAAAAAGUUAUUAUAACCACCAUUUUGUGCCCUAGGACACAGUGGAUGGUGGUUGGUAGAAUGCGCUUGUUUGAAAUGGAAAAGGAUGCGGUAGUUAUUGAUAAAGAGGCACAUCAAGAGGAAGCAGCUGCUUUACAAGUGGGAUGCACUGUUGAGCGCUACAUCCAGAGGGGUUCGUGCUAAAUGUACGGAGAUUGUUACAGCCGGUUAAAUGGCGUCCCUUGAGAGGGCAAGAACAAGAUGUAUGUCAGGAGAAGGGCAGUAUUAUCAUAAGGAGAUGUAUACUUGGAAUACGGAGGAGGAAAAAGAGGCAGAGGAGGUCUAAGAGAGGGAGGAAGAGGGUGAGCUUGAGUCAGUUAAAAAUGGCGGGGAAAGGGAGAUGGUUUGUUAAAGAAGAAUGGUAGAAAUUGUAAGCAGAGUGAGCUGUUUGCCGGAUUGAAGACAGGAGGAGAAAUGGAAGUGAAUGAGGGCGAAGUAUCAGAGGUGCAGUGGCGACUUGUCAUUAUGGCAGGUAGCCCCAUCUGUUUAGCAAAAAAAAAAUAUAUAUACAGUUGAAGUCGGAAGUUUACAUACACCUUAGACAAAUACAUUUAAACUCCGUUUUUCACAAUUCCUGACAUUUCAUCCUAGUAAAAACUCCCUGUCUUAGGUCAGUUAGGAUCACCACUUUAUUUUAAGAAUGUGAAAUGUCAGAAUAAUAGUAGAGAGAAUGAUUUAUUUCAGCUUUUAUUUAUUUCAUCACAUUCCCAGUGGGUCAGAAGUUUACAUACACUCAAUUAGUAUUUGGUAGCAUUGCCUUUAAAUUGUUUAACUUGGGUCAAACGCUUCCACAAGCUACCCACAAUAAGUUGGGUGAAUAUUGGCCCAUUCCUCCUGACAGAGCUGGUGUAACUGAGUCAGGUUUGUAGGCCUCCUUGCUCGCACACACGUUUUCAGUUCUGCCCACACAUUUUCUAUAGGAUUGAGGCGACUCCGGGAUGCUGACCUUCUAGGCAGAGUUGCAAAGAAAAAGCCAUAUCUCAGACUGCCCAUUUUAAUAUUUUAUUGGCCAGUCUGAGAAAUGGCUUUUUCUUUGCAACUCUGCCUAGAAGGCUAGCAUCCCGGAGUCGCCUCUUCACUGUUGACAUUGAGACUGGUGUUUUGCGGGUACUAUUUAAUGAAGCUGCCAGUUGAGGACCUGUGAGGCGUCUGUUUCUCAAACUAGACACUCUAAUGUAUUUGUCCUCUUGCUCAGUUGUGCACCGGGGCCUCCCACUCCUCUUUCUAUUCUGGUUAGAGCCAGUUUGCGCUGUUCUGUGAAGGGAGUAGUACACAGCGUUGUACGAGAUCUUCAGUUUCUUGGCAAUUUCUCGCGUGGAAUAGCCUUCAUUUCUCAGAACAAGAAUAGACUGACGAGUUUCAGAAGAAAGUUAUUUGUUUCUGGCCAUUUUGAGCCUGUAAUCAAACCCACAAUCGCUGAUGCUCCACUAGUCUCAAGAAGGCCAGUUUUAUUGCCUCUUUAAUCAGCACAACAGUUUUCAGCUGUGCUAACAUCAUUUACAUUUUAGUAAUUUAGCAGACGCUCUUAUCCAGAGCGACUUACAGGAGCAAUUAGGGUUAAGUGCCUUGCUCAAGGGCACAUCGACAGAUUUUUCACCUAGCCGGCUCGGGGAUUAGAACCAGCGACCUUUCGGUUACUGGCACAACACUCUUAACCACUAAGCUACCUGCCGCACCGUAAUAAUUGCAAAAGGGUUUUCUAAUGAUCAAUUAGCCUUUUAAAAUGAUAAACUUGGAUUAGCAAACACAACGUGCCAUUGGAACACAGGACUGAUGGUUGCUGAUAAUGGGCCUCUGUACGCCUAUGGAUAUAUUCCAUAAAAAAUCAGCCGUUUCCAGCUACGAUAGCCAUUUACAACAUGAACAAUGCCUACACUGUAUUUCUGAUCAAUUUUAUUUGAAUGGACAAAUAAAUAUGUGUCACAUAUCAGUUUGCAAAAAAUGUAAAAAUAAAAUAGAAAAUAUAAUAAUUUAGUUAAUAAAGCUGCAUACAAACAUUGUCUCUUUUUUGCUUUCUUGAGUAAGGCAGCGCCAAAAUGCAGGUGUUUCAGCCUAACUCAGUGCUUUCUGUGGUGGUGGGGCAGCCAGCAGAAAAUACAGAGUGUAUGGGUUGGUAAUGUUCUCUAGUUGCGCCGUGAUUGGCUCAGUGUUCUGUCACUCAUGGGGACACUACAUCACCGCAAAAUCUAUGGGUAGAGCUCGAAAAUUCAAGCCCCUUGGGUGCUGCCAUAGAUUUACAUUAGAAGUGCCCAUCCAAGAAGGCUCAAGGUCAUUUCCCACAGAUAAAAUGAAGUCAAAUCACGGUAUAUCUACCGUAGCUCUGAUCAUGUCAACAUCAUACUUUCAAAAUCUUAGCUAGCAAGCUAGACACGCAGUCAUCAUGAAUCAAGUCGACAAUCUACUGGCAAAUCCUUUUCAAUCCUUGUCAUAUGAAGAUAAAUUAUAGAUAAAAUGUAUCGGUGCUCAUCGGCCAUUGGACAUAAACAUUACACAACAAGUUGGAAAUCGCAAAUUUAACAAUGAGUGGUUUGGAAGGAAUCAGUGGCUAACUGCAAGCAUUGCAAAGCAAUCACUAGCCUGCUAUUCAGUGGAGUGGGUGGGUGGUCCAAGCCUGGGUUUAAGGGUCUCUUUUCCAAGCUUAAAAGGAUAAACAUUCACAUGCAACACCAUGGGCCAGAAAAUGUUGAAUACAUUGGCCAUACUGUCAAUCCAGCAUGACUCCUGCCGUAUUCAAAACAACUGGAAACUCGGAACUGGGAAAUCUCAGACUUCAGUGAGUUCAAGACAACUGGGAACUCUGAAAAAAAAUUAGCUCCCACUGGGAAAAUACGUUUUGAACGGUCAUCCAACUCAGAAUUCCAAGUUGGGAACUCGGGCCUCUUUCUAGUGCUCCGACCUGAAGAUCACUGCUGUCAUGAUUCAACCUUGUUUUUUUCAGAGUUCCCAGUUGUCUUGAACGCACCAUAAAUCCAGAGAAUGCCGAACUUUGAUGACAACAUUUGGCCACAAGAAGGAACGCCGCGCCACUGUCCUGUUCAAGUGAGCACAGCACAACAAGGUGAGUCAAAAACUGUAUUGUAUGCUGCUGCAUAAAUGAUGUAAUAUGCCAGGGAUGUAUGUAUACUGUAGCUAAGAAAGUCAUACUAAGUGUAUGUUCUGUAGUAAGUCUAUGUGCCUCACCCUAAUAAUUUGGUCCCUUUCCCCCUCAUAACUUAGCCUACUGUUCUCGGCGGACCCUUUUCUGGCAACGACAGUAAAAACAAAUAUGGUUCCAAGUCACCUCAUAGGUCUGGUCCAGGAGGGAAACCCAGAGACCGAAUGGGGGGUGAUUGGGACAGGAAAGAGGGAACAACAUUUGGGGAUGCAGCAAAUCUUUUGGAAUGAUGUCACCGGGGUUUAAGAGGUUUGGAGGGAAGAAAUUUGGGGAUGGCGACAAGAGAUUUGGAGGGAAGAAGUUUGAGGGGGGAAAGAAAUUUGGGGAAAAUACAUUUGGGGGUGAUAGGGGUUCUAAGUUUAAGGGCAAACCUCAUCAUGGUGGUUUGAAGAAGGGUCCUGGAGGGGCGAAGGGGGGCUUCAAACAGAGGAAGGGGAAGAGCUGAGCUUCACAACCCUCUGAAAGCCUGGACUGAUUAAUGCUGGACGCAGUACCGUGGUAGAACACCAGGUGGCAGUAUGGACUCACUAUUGUCACUGCAGCUUCUGAUCACUGAUCAAAAUGCCAACAUGAACAGGAAUGUAUUAAUUCAUGAAAGGACAAUGGUAUUGCCACAAGUCAGCGGGAGGACUGGAUGAAAAUGCAAUGAUGUAGCUUUGUUCCUUAUGAAGAUGUUUAUAAAAAUGUUAUAAGCAUUGGCAAAUAAAUUGCUGCAUGCAAAGUACAGCUCAAUUGUGUGUAGCCUUUUUUUCUUGGGGCUGACUCACAUGUAGC